GAUAAACAUCUGCCUUGAAGAUACGCGCAACAUCCGACGCGCAGAGUAUUGUGCAUCUAUAUUGUCUUCACUACGCAAACGCGGUCUAACCUGAAGUUGAGGAUACAACACGACCGGAGUACUGAGCCACCUCUCCUCGUUUACCGUCCCCUUCUAGCAAGAUAGCCUCGCGGACUAGGACUGCGGUUUCGCCAUGGACUCUCUGAGCCUUACCGAGAAUCGAAGGAAGAUCAACUGGAACAACGCGUACAGGACCUUCCUCUGCUGUCUUUUCCGGUUCUUCCGUCGUGAUCGGAACGCUUUCAGUGAGGUCUUUCGCUCACUCUUCGGCCUGAAUUUCACGAACAAAGAAUUGUAUACCAGGUUGUCGACGCAGUGGUGGGACAUGAGGAGAAAAGGCGAUCCAAUAUGGCACCAGGUGCAUGUUGAGGUUCCCUUCCCGCCGCCAGAAGGUCCUUGGUUGCAGAUGGUAUCGAUGAUCAAAGAGACUGCCAAUGCCAUCGGUGUUUCCCUGGCUGAGAAGAGCAUGGAUGACAUUGAUGUUUCAGGCUUUCAUUUGAAUCCAAGACAAGUGCGGCGGCCGGCUCCCCUCCAAAUACUUCCUCUUCAGACGCCCGUUGAUACUACGACAUCGACUCGAACGGCCUUUGUGGACGUGGAUACUCCUUCGACUGAGCCACCAGGCACGCAGUCCAGCUUGUCCUCCCCGUCUUCUGUGUCUAGCCAACCAGAGGGUCUCUGCGAGGCUGGCGGAAAGGCCUGUUUCUGGUGUUGUCAUGAAGGGGCGGAUGAGGUUCAGACUGCGCCAGAGAUCAGCACGGAUAUCCCACCUAUCCUCUAUCGGUGGGCAAACGUCGAUUCGCAGGGAGUCAAUACGAAAUCGCUCAUUAUCUCCGGGCUCUUCUCGAAUAGCGAUCAAGAGUUCUUUGCCCCAGAUGAGAUCCCGCGGGAAGAUUUCGAACAGUAUGCCACGAAACACGUCAGCACUGAGAAGUCCCUGUCACCUUUCAUUUCCGUCUUUCAAUCUCUCCUAGCCCCCGUCCACCGCGCGAUCCGAACCGGGGAGGGUGCGGCUGUGACAUUCAUCGAUACCUCGAAACUAGAGACAAAGGUAUAUUCUGCGAAAUCUCUAGUGUGGGACCUAGGCAUAAAGAUCAAAGGAUACAGAGGCCUUGGGGAGUAUCUGGUCUGGGGCAAGGUCCCAACACCCGCUAUAAUCUGCACCUUCAAGAUCAGCACCCUCGUCAACAUCGUAGAAGAGGACGCGGGCAUAGGGGAGAUUUUGCGGCUGAAUCGCAUAAAGUCCUUCAAGCGGAACCGCAAUGAGCUGCAAACGGCCCUCUCAAAAGGGCCAGGCAGAGUGGACAGUACCUCUGGUCUUGUUGUUGGGAGGUUGCUGCGGAAGCUGAAUGUGCCUGAUCCUUACCUUGAAGCAGUUGCCGUUAAGAUCUCGCACUCCUGGCGUUUUGCGCGUUGCAAGGAUAUCAGUGAUUACCUGAACGGUGUUCAGGCUGGCUACCACGGGCAGGGCCCAUCCCCGUCCCUUUCGCCGGUACUUGAGCAACCACUGCUGGGAACGCCACCAUCCUCUCUCUCCUCUCAGCAGCAAGAAGAACCCCUUGUCGUCUCCGAGGACCAAGAUCUGCACAGCCUGGCAAGCGACAACGAGGACGAAGGCAAAGAGAAUGUCAUACCGUCCAUCGAGUUCGGGACCCCAUGUCCUCCCCCACGCACCCAGCCUUUCGCCACAGAAACCCCAAGAAUCGAAUUCUUCGACCCAAGCAACCAGAUGUGGUCAGACAACGUCGCAGAAAUGCUACCGGUAUACCACUUCGAAGAUAGUGUUGCCGUCGAUCAAACGAGUAUACAGUCAAACACGCUCGAACCAUCCGAAGAGGCAGAGGGCGCGGUUAAUAUGAAGGACGCAGAUCUGGACGUGUUUAUGGAGGACACGGUGGACUUCACGCAGUGCACUCCCUACUUUCUGAUGGACCGAUGAGAGGGUGAGUGUGGGCCUUAGCGUGUGGCGUUCUGGUAGCUGCGGAGUUGUCAGUCGUUUUGUUCCUUUUUGUGUUUAACGGAUGAUCACGAUGUUGGGAGUAGCGCGAGGGGACCAAGUCUGUUACUGAGUGGGUGACUUGAUGAGUUCGUGAGGGUAUGGUAAGCAAGAGUCGAGACGUUGACUUAAAUUGCACUUCGCUUGUAGGCAGAUUUACGAAUCGAGCAAGAAGAUUGUCGAG
Aspergillus glaucus CBS 516.65 is the source of this 2240-nucleotide messenger RNA. RefSeq lists its product as uncharacterized. Lineage: Eukaryota; Fungi; Ascomycota; Eurotiomycetes; Eurotiales; Aspergillaceae. The record is from RefSeq and is a predicted model, not a curated record. The transcript has 2 exons. The coding region runs from base 194 to 1999 and encodes 601 amino acids.